Molecule: messenger RNA, 400 nt
Organism: Pygocentrus nattereri (red-bellied piranha)
Lineage: Eukaryota; Metazoa; Chordata; Actinopteri; Characiformes; Serrasalmidae
Gene: atp5f1e
Product: ATP synthase F1 subunit epsilon
Exons: 3
Coding region: 109-264 (51 amino acids)
Biological process (GO): proton motive force-driven mitochondrial ATP synthesis
Cellular component (GO): mitochondrial inner membrane
Molecular function (GO): proton-transporting ATP synthase activity, rotational mechanism
Source: RefSeq, a predicted model, not a curated record
CCAAUAAGGCAGCGGUUUCCUGCUAACGUGUUUCCAGCCUAGACAGGCCUCGUCUUCGCCCUUGGUUCGUGUUCGAGGUUCGUGUCUCAGCCGAGCAGAGCAGCAGAGAUGGUGUCGUACUGGAGACAGGCCGGCCUCAGCUACAUUAGGUACUCGGCUAUCUGUGCUAGGGUGGUCCGGGCAGCUCUGAAGCCCCAGCUCAGGACAGAAGCGCUGAAAGAAGCAGAAUCCAGCGUGAAAGUCACCAAAGUGAAAACUGCAUGAUGACCCAUCACAGAAGAUCCUCCUUAAGAAUUGGACGUGUCCAUCCCAGCAUGAUGACUUGGUGACCACCUGGAAGACCUUAGUGAAUUUACCCCAGAUUUAUCCUUUUGAUAAUAAAUUAUGAGUCUCCUGUUAA